Hordeum vulgare subsp. vulgare (domesticated barley) is the source of this 815-nucleotide messenger RNA. Its product is annotated as ethylene-responsive transcription factor ERF003-like. Bases 63 to 539 code for a protein of 158 amino acids. The record is from RefSeq and is a predicted model, not a curated record. NCBI's taxonomy places the organism in Eukaryota, Viridiplantae, Streptophyta, Magnoliopsida, Poales, Poaceae. Gene Ontology annotation, biological process: regulation of DNA-templated transcription. The transcript has 2 exons. Gene Ontology annotation, molecular function: DNA binding; DNA-binding transcription factor activity.
UCUGCCUGCCAUCAGGCGAGAGAGUGGCCAGUGCGCGGCGCCGUGGGAUCGACCGACCGGGGAUGCCGAAGCUGCAGAGGUACAGGGGCGUCAGGCAGAGGCACUGGGGCUCCUGGGUCUCCGAGAUCCGCCACCCGCUCAUGAAGACGAGGAUCUGGCUGGGCACGUACGAGACGGCGGAGGACGCGGCGCGGGCGUACGACGAGGCGGCGAGGCUCAUGAGCGGGCCCGCCGCGCGCACCAACUUCCCCUCCGCCGGCGGCGUCCCCGCCGGAGGAUGCCUCUCCGCGACCCUGCGCGCCAAGCUGGAGAAAUGCUGCCUGUCGUCGUCGGCGGCGGCGGCGCCGGUGCAGAACGUCGAGGCGACCAAGGCGGCGGCGAGGGCCGGAGGCGGCGCCGCGCGCCGAAACAGGGUGGAGGACGUCGUGAAGCGCGUGGACGAGGAGGAGGAGUGCAUCGAGGAGAUGAUCAGGGAGCUCACCCACUACGGCUCCGUCGAGAUCGUCCUCCCCUCCGCCUGCUCCAGCUCCGUCGUCUAGCUCGCUCUAGCCUGCCUGCCGGCCGUCCUCCAGCAAGAACCGACCGCUCCCCUAGCUAGCUAGCCAGCCAGCCAGUCCAUCAUCCAUCCAUGUCCAUGCCCAUCCACCCCCUUCGUCUCUCUCUCCCGACUUGUUUUUGUUAGGCAACAAACAUGUAGCAGUAAGGUAAAGUAGUAAAUGUACACCCCCAUAAACCAUAUCCAUUAGCCGCCAUGGAUCACCAUCGGCACAUGUUACUUAUGUACACUCCGUUAGCCGGAGGAGCAUUUGCAUUAA